AAAUCCAACCCAGGAGUCCUGUGGAGGCUUGUUUGUAAAAUCGGAAAGAAAAGUCAGGUGUCGACAUUCGUACUGCACAGGUGAAGGUCACAGACAACUCUUAAGUGGACUUACUUUAUUCUCUUCUCCGGGAUCAAAGUUGAUAUGGAAUGGAUGACUUAAGAGGGAAUCGAAACUAUUCAGGAGGAUGUGCAGGAGACAGAGGCUUCACUGGAACAACAAUCUCUACAACGAGACUUGCAUCUUUACCUCCACGAGGCUUCAGUGCAUCAUCCAACAAGGGAAUGUCAAGUAACUCAGGGUCCACUAGCCUGGAGAAGAACAUUUUAACUCAAAUCAACGACAGUUCUCAUUUCUCCUCCUCCUCUGUGGGUGUGAGCGCAGGUGGGUUAAGCUCUGGAACAAGGGAAUAUCUGGCUGAGGGGUUGUCUGUGAGUAAGGGCAAGAAGGCAGAUGUUGCCUCUGGAGUUUCUGAGAGUUCCUCUGGAACAGACUCAGGUUCCAGGGUGAGAUCCAGCUCUGAGGGCAUGAGAAGAACGCAAGACUCUUGCAGCUCCCCUUUGUUUCUGGAGAGGAAAAACAUAACCACUCAGUCAAGACGUUAUGAUGGGAGUUCAAGUGACUCAUCUCCUGAGAUCACAAGAAAAGACUAUGGUUCAACUAGAGGAAGGAGUCAGAGCAGAGAGACAGCAAUUAGGACCAGACUGCAGAGUGCAUCUCCCUCCACUAGAUGGACAGAGCUGGAUGAUGUGAAGAAGCUGUUGAAGAGAUCACGCUCUGCCAGCAUCAGUCCCACACGAUCUUCAUCUUCCUCCCCCCUGCCUAUACCUUGCAGGUCCACAGUAGAGGCCAAGAUCUCCACCAAGCCAGUUGAGCAAUAUGACACCAUUAUUCUUGACACUGACCCAGGCUCAUACACAUGGAAGAGCUCCACUCUGCCCUCUGCAGUCUCCACUGGUAGUGCUUAUGGCAGUAAUGCUUACGGCCUGCAAAGCAACACCAACAACAUGUCAAUGGGAACUUCUAUUGUCAACAACACAUCACCAUCUUCCUUAUCAGUGUAUGGCUUCCAUAACAAUUUAUUUCCUGUUAGUGGAGUUUUAACUUCCAGUGACGUUAACACUCACACAGGUGUGUUUUCUUCAGGAUAUGGAGUGCAGAAAAAUUAUUCAUCAAGUCCAAGCAGCACUGUUGCUGUUAGUACAGGCGUGUCCACUUCAGGAGCUGGUACAAGACCCCAUAAUGAAAAUGUUGCAAAGAGAUAUCUGACGCUGGAGAAAGAGAAUAUUCCUGUGAAGAGAGAGACUGAAGAAUUUAUUCUGACCAAAGACAGUGGCAAGCAGUUUACCAACAGCGCCCACAAUGGCACAGCAGGGUCAUACUCAGAUGUGUCAUUAAAGAAAGAAGCUAUGGCAAUCAGCUACUCUGAAAGUGUCCCUGUCAAGUCAAGCUUUGGCACACAAUAUGCGUCUACAUCAGUGUCAACAAAAGAUAAAGCUACAUAUGCAGAGAUUCAUAAGUUGGAGGAUGAUGAUGACUGUAAGUGUGGAGGGGGUUUUUGGGGCUGUGGGCCUCAGUGUUGUUCCUGGUGGAAGUGGCUGCUGGGGGUUUUGCUCAGCCUCCUGUUGCUACUCGGCCUUCUCUUUGGACUCAUUGCUCUAUCUGAGGAGGUAAAGAAUCUAAAGGCUCGUGUAAGCACUCUCGAGGGCAUUUCCUCAUCCAUGCCGGCCCACACAAGUCGUCUGUAUGCUUCUGUGGAUGACGUUCAGAAAUAUAACAGUGGUACAAGUAAACUGGCAUAUGAAAAUUCACUGGGGAAUGAAAAUUUGGGGUCUGCAGUCUAUUCAGAUAAUUCUGCACUACAGAGAAAUGUACAGCAAAUCCUGAGAGCAGAGCUGCAGUCUGAAGCCAUGAAAGCCUUCCUUGCUUCUUCAGUCAAAAAUGAAAGAGGAUUGCCAGGACCCAAAGGUGAAGCUGGAUCUACAGGGCCUAAGGGAGACAGUGGUUUUCCUGGAUUGCCGGGCCCACCAGGAAUGCCAGGACAUCCAGGAAGAGAAGGAUCAAAAGGGGAAAAAGGAAGUGCAGGUGAACAUGGUGCAGAAGGACCACCAGGGUUUAGGGGGAGGGAUGGACCACCUGGGCCCCGUGGAGACCCAGGACCCCCAGGAGCUGGAGAGAAGGGUGAAAGGGGUACCCCUGGUUUUCCUGGUUCUCCUGGUUUGGUUGGUCCACCUGGGGCUAAAGGUGCUAGUGGUUUACAUGGUGAACAAGGCCCUCAAGGCUUCAGAGGUGAGCCUGGCACUGUUGGACCUAAAGGUGAUAGAGGACUUCCUGGUCAACCUGGAAUUAAAGGUGAUCAUGGUGACAAAGGAGACAAUGGGUUGCCAGGUGUUCCUGGGGCUGCAGGUCAACAGGGGCCAGCUGGUGAGAAAGGAGCUAAAGGAUCAACAGGGCCUCAAGGAACUGAUGGUGAAAAGGGCCAAAGAGGUGAACCAGGGUCAAUUGGCUUACCAGGAAUCAGAGGACCACCUGGGCCACCCGGUGAUGCUGGCCUACCAGGAACUCCAGGGAUUCAGGGACCUCCAGGUAUUCCUGGUAAUCCUGGUCCACCUGGGUCUAAAGGUGAGACUGGUGCACCUGGAAGAGUGAUCAAUGCAGCAGGCACAAGCUCAGUGGCAAUCCCUGGAGCACCCGGAAGCCCUGGUCCUCCUGGCCCACCUGGAUCUCCAGGACUCUCCGGUCCUGUUGGCCCUGCUGGACAUCCUGGUCAACCUGGUCCUAAAGGUGAUAAAGGAGAUCAAGGAGAACCGGGUAUUGUAGUGAAAACUAGUGAGACCUUGAGUUCAACACAAGCAGAAAGACAGUAUGGUUUUGCUAACGCUGCUGUUUCUGGACCACCUGGUCCUCCUGGUCCCCCAGGGCCUCCUGGACGUCCAGGAGAUUCUAGACCAGGUCCGCCAGGACCACCUGGCGAACCAGGCCCCUCAGGAUAUGGCAGACCAGGUCCAAAAGGAGACAAGGGAGAUUCAGGAAGUUUUGUGCCUAAUUCAGGAACAUUUUUUGCGGGUCCACCAGGACCUGCAGGGCCAAAAGGAGCGACAGGUGCCCAGGGUCCAAGGGGAUACCAAGGGGAACCAGGUCAGCCUGGCCUUCCAGGGAGUUCUGGUAGAGUUAUCUCUGAAUAUGGUGUGGCUCAAGGAUCUCCUGGCCCCCCGGGGCCACCUGGACCACCUGGACGAGAGGGCCGUAAAGGGGAUCCCGGCGCACCAGGUUCACCGGGAUUCCAAGGAGACUCAAGAGCUGGAUCAGUUGCAGUUGGGCCUCCAGGCAGACCUGGUCCUCCAGGCCCUCCUGGAAUUCCUGGUACUCCAGGGCAUUCCAGCGGAUCACAUUCUGCUGCGGAUUAUCGUCGCUACAUCAUGGAGUAUAUGCAGAGUGAUAGCAUGAGGCAGCAGUUAUCUUCUAUACAGGGGCCACCUGGUCCACCUGGGGCUUCAGUGUCUGUGGAGGAUGUGGCAUCUCGGGUCAUUGCUUACAUCCAGCGCUCUGGAAUCAGUGGCGGCAGUAUAAGUCAAGGUGCUCAAGGUCCACCAGGUCUUCCUGGCCCUCCUGGAAGUGUAACUGUUGACUCCAUAAUUUCCCUUUUACAGAGAGAUGAUGUGAGGCGUUAUGUGGUUGGUCCUCCAGGACCACCUGGUACACCUGGCAUUAGUGCUGGUAACUUCAACACACAGGAAGUGGCAAACUAUGUCAUCAGAUUAAUGAAUGACCAGGGGAUGACAGGUAGACCUGGACCACCAGGUGCUCCCGGCCCUCCUGGCCAGCCAGGUUCUUCCUACAGCGACAUAUCCACUCUAAUUCAGAGGUCAGGGCUUAGUGGAAGCAUUGGACGUCCAGGGCCUCCUGGUCCUCCAGGGAUACAGGGACCCCCUGGUCCCCCUGGAAGCAGUUCCUCUGUGGUCUCAGGUUACAGACUUGAGGACAUCCAGCGCUACCUGCAGAAAAGUGGUUUUAGGGGACCACCUGGCCCACCAGGACCCCAGGGUCCUCCAGGAGACACUAGGGGCCUUGUAUCAAAUGCUGGAUCUUCCCAACGAGAACAGAUCCGUACUGAGCUGCAGGAAUACUUCAACAGUGACACUAUGCAACGUUACACCCAUGGAGGUCCCCCUGGGCCUCCCGGACCCCCUGGUCAGAAAGGUGAACGUGGUGACCCGGGACACAGUUAUCAGAGUAUCGGAGGCCGAUACCACUAUGGCACUGAAAUUACUGAUCCAGUGGACUACUCCAAUGUUGCACUAAAAGUGACUGACUACAUCAAGAACCAGGGUCUACUGGAGGACCUGACAGAGGGGUACUGGAGAGGACAAGCAGGGAAAAUCCAAGGACCCCCUGGGCCUCCUGGUCCUCAAGGCCCACCCGGGUACAGCCGUGUCAUCGGUGCCUAUGGGAACGUGACUGCUGACCUUAUGGACUUCUUUAGAACACAUGGGACCAUUCAAGGGCCACCUGGCAGGCCAGGACCCAAAGGAGACAGAGGAUACCCCGGACCUAAAGGAGACAAAGGGGAAACAGGGAGCUCAGGAAUACCCGGCCUGCUGGGACAAAGAGGACCCGAGGGACCAAGGGGAGAAAAGGGUGAAAAAGGAGAUAUCCAGACUCAUAGAGGGAGAAGGAGCACUGGUGUGUAAGGGUUUAAACAGCCGCAGCAGCACACUUUUGUGGAUAUCCUGACAAUGGCAUGCAUAACAUUUACAUAUCUUUAAGAGGAUAAAUACAUAAACUUGCCUCUAUGAAGUAAUACAGGCCAGAGGCUUGUUUCGUUUCCUAUUAUAUCACAUUAUACAGUAUUUUAAUUAAACAAAUGCAUGCAAUAUUCAAUGCAAACACCAAAAAAUGAUCAGUGCUUUACUAGUGUGGAUUUAAGACAACAGUCUUAGUCUUAAUUUUGUAUCUAACAUUUGAUAUAAUGGCACUUGAAAUGUACCUUUUCACCCAGCAAUGGGCUUUAUAAUUGUUUUUAUUUUUUUUAUGAUGGUUUGAGGGUUUUUGUAUGAAUUUGACUGUUAUACGAAUCUUGUCUAUUGCGAUAUUUUGAAUCACAAACACUGAAUAAUCUGAAUGUAACCUUGAUGGCACAUCAGUCCCAACAAAGUAAAGUAUUAACAUCGAACGCCUGAGAUUUUUUAGACCAUGAGCUGCAACACUGCAAGUAUUUUUGCAUUUGAAUUGUUUAUUUGCAGUGAUGCUCUCCUGCCUUUUACUUUUAGGCAGUUAACAUGUCCUCGGUUGUGAAAUGUUAAACUCCAUAUGAAACCAUUUUCAGCAGCAUUUUGAUAAUUCUUUUACAAUUAUAAUGCAUGCAGCUUUUAUGACCUCAUGUUAGUUGAGAUGUGUUACAGAUCCACUGUUAACAAGUAAUCAGUAAAGAUCCCCUAAAUGUAUAACUAAGAAAACUUUCAAAGAAGAGCUGAGUAACCGUUAUGGUCCAUUAUUCCACAUUUAUACAUAUAUAAAAGUAUUAUUUUAUUCAAAUCAGAUACAAACCCAAACUUCACAAUUGUGUUUUUACAUGCAAACCAAUAUGCUGAUAACUACCAAAAAUCAGUUUAUUGAAGUAAACCGCAUUUGCAUGAGACUAAAAUUAUUCUAAAUUUUUGAUGUCAAAACAUUAACAGUUGCGUGCACAACAUUUGCAUACAUUGGACAAAACGGUAUUCUUUGCACCAUGAAAUCUGACUAAUGGGCAAAAAUGUACGUGCUAAUCGGGUUUUGUGACCUUUAUGUUUAUGACCUUGCCCCGAUAAAGAAAAGCGUGUGUAAAAUUGUGUAAUCUGUGUAAAAUUGUGCAUGUAAAAGCACUCAAUGUUGAGAUAUCCAAGUAGAAAAACAGAGACAAAUCAAAUCAAAUACAAUGAUAGUUUUAUUUACAGCAUUAUUACAGUUUAUCAAUCAAUUGACACAAGCUUGUAGAUACACAAUCUAACUGACCUAAAAAAAAAAAAAAAAUGCAUCAGAUAUUCCAUCAAAGUGCUGCAAGAGGUUAAUGUGUCACAGUUCAGCAGUAUGACACAGAUAUUGGCCUUCUCUCUCUUUCUAUCUUUGGAAAAGUAUCCUGGUUUGUCAUGCACCGCUUGUGCAAAUGACAACUUUUAAAACAGAGCCUUAGUAAAAUGUGUGGUUUGUUCAAAACUGUCUCUGGUAAAAUACAGCAUUUGGGAUUUUCCUCAGCAUGCAGAAAGUAUAUGAGCACAGCAUUUGUCUUGUAUGGAUACGAUACAGAAAUGUGCAUUUCUUGCGAAAAACAUGUUAUCAAAAAUAGAGCUUGAAUCAGAUGGAAAAGUCUUCAGCAAAAGUGAGAAAUGUCCAUGUGUUCCCACUGAAAUGCUUAUGCACACUUUUGCAGCUUGCACAGGUAUAUUCAAAACACUGCUCUACAUCAGACUAUCAAAUUAUAUAUAUCCUUCAAUAAAAAGAAAACUUUAGAUAAACAAUGUAACAUGCAAUUUUUUUGAUAUUACCCUUACAUUUUGGAAAAAAAGGGGGGAAAAAACAUAACCAACAAUAAAAACAUUUAACUGCAUUUAAGUCCAUAAAUAGCUUUUUAAUACCAUAUAUGAAAACUUUCAAGAAGGCAAAGACUGCCCUUAUGCUCCUUAAAAUACAUGAAAUUAUUUAGCUCAUAAAAAAAUAAACUUGGGUACUCUGGACCACAAAGUGACUUGCCAAAUGAAAAAUGACAUCAUCGUAUAUAAAUAUUAGGGCUCUAUUUCCCAUCUGACCGCGCUUUUGCGAUAGUUGCCCCUAAACUGUGGAACAGUUUACUUAUUUAUAUUAGAUCGGCAUCAACAAAACAUGAUUUUAAAACUAAGUUGAAAACAUAUUUUUUCACCUUGUCUUUUAAUCAAUCCUAGAGGUUGUGCUUUGUAUUUUCUGUAUUAUUUGUGUGUUCUAUGUGUAUUCUCUUGCUAUUUUUACCCUUUUGUAUUGUCCAGCACUUUGGUCAACAUCUGUUGUUUUAAUUUGUGCUUUAUAAAUAAAUUUGAAUUGAAUUUAA
Messenger RNA from Myxocyprinus asiaticus (Chinese sucker), 7057 nucleotides. RefSeq names its product collagen alpha-1(XVII) chain-like. Lineage: Eukaryota; Metazoa; Chordata; Actinopteri; Cypriniformes; Catostomidae. Bases 150 to 4691 code for a protein of 1513 amino acids. The record is from RefSeq and is a predicted model, not a curated record. The transcript is spliced from 56 exons.